Guyanagaster necrorhizus is the source of this 4719-nucleotide messenger RNA. RefSeq lists its product as uncharacterized. Gene Ontology annotation, cellular component: membrane. The transcript is spliced from 24 exons. Gene Ontology annotation, biological process: transmembrane transport. NCBI's taxonomy places the organism in Eukaryota, Fungi, Basidiomycota, Agaricomycetes, Agaricales, Physalacriaceae. Bases 218 to 4657 code for a protein of 1479 amino acids. Gene Ontology annotation, molecular function: ABC-type transporter activity; ATP binding; ATP hydrolysis activity. The record is from RefSeq and is a predicted model, not a curated record.
UCGCAACUCCGGUCAUCAAUUAUGCAUUUGAGACUGUUUCGAGUAAGAUUACCCUCGAAUGGUGCUCUUAUCUAUUCCGGCUUCCUGUCUUCGUACCGAUUUUUGUGUCAGCAAGGGGCCCCGCGUUAUGUAACCGCGUUUAGAUACACCACCUACAAAAGCGGCAGAUUCGUCGAUUUCUUGGUCUCCUACUUUCUCCCCCGUCCUCCUUAAUAUCAUGGACACCAUCGACCACAUUCCUCUCCAGAAGAUUCGCGAGGACGGCAAGGACGAAGUCGACAACGCGCACCCUCAUUCGCCUGACCAUUCUCAUCAUUCACCCUACCACGCUGAUCCAGCAAAGAGGAGACGGCGAAGUGCAUCUGUGGACUAUGAUUUCUUUGACCCUACUGGUGCUGCGGGACUGGAGAGGCGCCUCAGUCACAUCUCGACUCGCACCCACGACAACGUACGCCCCACCAACGAUUCCGACGUCACUCUAUCAAUUCCUGCUGAUGGUUCAUUUGAUCUGGAGAAAGCCAUGCGCGCUGUCGUGAAGAGACGCGAAGAGGCGAACAUCAAGGAUCGCCAAUUGGGUGUUGUGUUUGAGAACCUCCGAGUCAUCGGUCUUGGGGCGACAGCGUCCCACCAGGAGACCCUCGGAUCGACGCUUAAUCCAUUGAAUAUCGUCGAGAAGAUUCGGACCGCGCGCCAUCCUCCUCUCCGAGAUAUUCUUACCGGAUUUGAGGGUGUCGUUCGACCUGGCGAGAUGAUACUUGUCUUGGGGCGUCCUGGUUCUGGCUGCAGUACAUUCCUAAAGACGCUUGCGAAUCAACGGGAAGAGUACCACUCGGUUGAGGGUGAAGUCCAUUACGACUCUCUUUCUUCUGAGGAGCUUAGGGACCAUUAUCGUGGGGAUGUUCAAUAUUGCCCCGAAGACGAUGUCCAUUUUCCGACCUUGACUGUCGAACAAACCCUCAGAUUUGCAGCCAAGACACGCGCUCCUCAAGAGCGUGUUGGCCAUUCGAGAGCAGAGUACGUCGACAUGAUGGUCGAGGUCCUUACCACCAUUUUUGGUCUGCGACACGCCAAGAGUACAAUGGUUGGCGAUGCUGCUAUCCGCGGUGUUUCCGGAGGUGAAAAGAAGCGGGUGUCUAUCGCCGAAGCCAUGGCUACUCGAAGUAAACUGAACUCAUGGGACAAUUCUACUCGCGGUCUCGAUGCGUCCACUGCCCUUGAAUUCGGACGUGCGCUGAGAAUAUCCACCGACAUCGACAAUCUCAGCACCAUCGUUUCAAUCUACCAGGCAGGCGAGACGCUCUACCAACUGUUUGACAAGGUUUGCGUCAUAUACGAAGGAAGGAUGGCCUAUUUUGGGCCCGCCGACCUAGCAAAACAGUACUUCAUUGAUCUGGGAUACCUUCCGGCCAACAGACAGACAACACCCGAUUUCCUUGUUGCCGUCACAGACCCAAACGGUCGCAUCCUGAAUCCUGACGUUCCGAACCGACCUCGCACCGCGGCUGAAUUCGCCGAGUGUUUCCACAAGUCGCCUUUCGGUCAUCAGAAUCGCGAAGACAUUGCUUUGUACAAGGAAGCCUAUGUAGGGUUACCCGACAGAGCCCAUUACUAUCGGGAGAGCGCUCGCGCAGAGCAUUCGAAGAAUACGAGGCGAAGCUCACCCUAUGUUAUCUCCAUCCCUAUGCAAAUCCGCGCUGUGAUGCUGAGGCGAGCUCAAAUCCUUUGGGGAAGCAAACAGGCGACUAUCAUGAAUCUAGCAUCGUUCAUUCUCCAGGGUGUGAUCGUCGGCACGGUUUUCGUCAACGCUCCGGACUCGACCUCGGCAUUCUUCAGUCGAAGUGGUGUUCUCUUCUUCGCGCUUUUGUUUUCUGCCCUAUCAAGUAUGGCAGAGAUUCCUGCUCUAUUUAACCAACGCCCCAUUGUUGCUCGACACAAGAGAGCUGCAUUGUACCAUCCCUUCAUCGAAGCUGUCGCUCUUACCUUGGUUGACAUUCCUAUCACGUUCUUGACUACUACGGUUUUUGGCAUCCUCAUCUAUUUCAUCGUCGGUUUACAACGGACAGCCGGGCAAUUCUUUCUUUUCCUUUUGUUCCUGGUCACAAUGGCAUUAACGAUGAAAGCAUGGUUCCGUGCGGUCGCUGCCGCUUUCAAGGCUGAGUCGGAAGCGCAGACGCUAGCCGGCAUCAUGCUUCUCGCUUUGGUAGUAUAUACCGGAUUUACGAUCCCGAAACCAUCCAUGAUCGGUGCUCUCAAAUGGAUAUCAUACAUCAACCCUCUUCGUUACGGCUUUGAAAGCGUCAUGGCUAACGAAUUCCACACACUCAAUGCAUCCUGCGCGGUAUUUGUUCCUCAAGGAGCUGGAUACGAAAAUGUCAGCCUUAACAACCAGGCCUGUGACACAGUUGGAUCUGUCGCCGGUCAAGCCUACGUAAACGGCAACACAUUUAUCUCGCUUUCGUACGGGUACUCAUACAGCAAUACUUGGAGGAAUUUCGGAAUUCUCAUCGCUUUCAUGGUGGCGUUCUUAACCAUUCUGUUUACGUACUCCGAGUUCAACACGAGUGUUGCUGGUGAAUCUGCAAUGGUGCUAUUCAAGCGCGGGACGAAGCAACCCGUUUUGGAGCGGGAGAAGAAGGAUGAGGAGGGUGCUUCCGUGCGGUCUAGCCGGGACACAAUCCAAGACCCUACUACAGCUGCUGUGGACGCGGAGAAAGCUUUGGCUGAACAUCCUCCGAUGACGGACCUAUUCAGUUGGCAACAUCUGCAAUACACGGUUCCCGUGGCUGAAGGACAGCGGCGUUUACUUGACGAUGUCUCUGGAUAUGUUGCACCUGGGAAAUUGACGGCUCUGAUGGGUGAGUCGGGUGCGGGCAAGACUACGCUGCUCAACGUCCUGGCUCAACGGGUUAGCACUGGUGUCGUUCUCGGAAAUCGUUUCGUCAAUGGACUCGCUCCUCCCAGCGAUUUUCAAGCGCAAACCGGUUACUGUCAACAGAUGGACACACAUGUGAACACCGAUACUGUUCGUGAGGCUUUACUUGUUUCGGCGACCUUGCGUCAGCCAGCAUCAGUUCCAUUGGCUGAGAAAGAGGCAUAUGUUGAAAAGUGCAUCAAGAUGUGCGGUCUCGAGGCUUAUGCUGACGCCGUUGUCGGUUCACUUGGCAUCGAGCAUCGCAAGCGUACAACGAUCGCUGUAGAACUAGCGGCGAAACCUAAACUUUUGUUGUUCCUUGACGAACCCACGUCUGGACUAGAUUCGCAGAGUGCAUGGGCUAUCAUGGCUUUCUUAAGGAGUCUUGCUGGUAACGGACAAGCCAUUCUUUGCACAAUUCACCAACCUUCUGCCGAACUCUUCCAGGUUUUCGACCGGCUUCUUCUUCUCAAGAAGGGUGGACAGACCGUAUACUUCGGAGAUCUUGGUCACAACUCCACGACGCUCAUUCAAUACUUCGAGAGGAACAAAUCAAGGGUUUGUGCUGCAGAAGAGAAUCCCGCUGAGUUUAUGUUGGACGUCAUUGGUGCUGGGGCGACCGCUCAUGCUACUCAGGAUUGGCACGCAAUCUGGAAGAAUUCACCGGAGUGCGCUAAUCUCCAAUCUGAGCUUGAAAGUUUGCAUGCGGUAGGAAGGAAGCAGGGCGCAGUCGAAGCCACUGUACAUUCCGAAUUCGCCACGUCUUGGUUCCAUCAGUUAUCCGUGUUGGUGAAACGUGAUCUUAUGUUCCGCUGGAGAGACCCAACCUAUCUAAUCGCCAAGUUUGCUCUCAACAUAAUGUCGGGCUUAUUCAUCGGGUUUACCUUCUUCCAGGCGAAGGAUAGUCAGCAGGCGACUCAAAACAAACUAUUCUCUAUCUUCUUGGGAACAAUUCUCGCAGCUCCUCUUUCUAACCAGCUCCAGGUUCCGUUCAUCAAAAUGCGCAAUGUCUACGAGAUUCGCGAGCGUCCCAGUCGCAUGUACCAUUGGUCUGCCUUGCUUACAUCCCAGUUCCUCGCUGAAAUUCCGUGGAACAUCCUUGGAUCGGGCGUAUACUUUUUAUGCUGGUUCUGGACCGUAGGCUAUCCAUCGUCUCGUGCUGGCUACACGUUCCUUGUGAUGGGUGUCAUCUUUCCCCUUUACUACACAUCCCUCGGUCAGGCAGUUGCAUCUAUGGUGCCCAAUGCUGAACUUGCCGCGAUCUUGUUCAGUUUCUUGUUCUCUUUCGUCAUGACCUUCAAUGGAGUUUUGCAGCCUUUCAGUCAACUCGGAUGGUGGCAAUGGAUGUACCGCGUGUCCCCUUACACCUACCUCAUUGAAGGUCUACUUGGACAAGCUCUUGGCAGACAGCAGAUAACAUGUUCGUCUGUUGAACUUGUAUCUGUCAAUCCUCCAUCUGGGCAAACGUGUGGCGAAUAUCUCAACCCGUACAUUGCUGCCAACGGCGGUUACCUGACGAACGCCGAAGCUACCAGCGCCUGUUCAUUCUGCUCAACCGCCACAACGGACCAGUUCCUGGGUAGAAACUUCAACAUCUUUUACAGUCACAGAUGGAGGAAUGUCGGGUUUCUUUGUGUUUUCAUUGGAUUCAAUAUUUGGGCAAUUUAUGUCUGUACAUACUUAUUCCGCGUGCGCACAGAAAGUCUGCUAGCUUCGUUUAAAAAGAGAAUUGCUCGUCGUCGAUAGAUGGCUCCACGCUUAUUGGACUGAUUAUUUAAAUAAAUAAAUCUAGGAAUUUUACUAUCGCU